CAUUGGUUUGGCUGAACUAUUUUUUUCCUGGGCAUGAAGCUAAUAAAGAGAGGGGAGAUUGAUGCUGCACUGGGUAAACUUCGUGACUGGUAUCCCCAGAUUGUUCAGGAUGAUAAAUCAGCUACGUGCUUUCUUCUUCACUGUCAGAAGUUCAUUGAAUUGGUUCGUGUUGGGGCACUGGAGGAAGCUGUGAAGUAUGGAAGGAUUGAAUUGGCGAAGUUUUUUGGGAUGGCUGGGUUUGAGGAUUUUGUACAGGACUGCGUUGCCUUGUUGGCAUAUGAACAGCCACGGGAGUCAUCGGUUGGAUAUCUGCUUGAAGAGUCGCAGCGAGAAGUUGUGGCUGACACGGUGAACGCCAUGAUCUUGUCAACAAAUCCCAACUUGAAAGACUCACAUGGUUUCUUGCAAUCAUGUCUUGAGAGGUUACUGAGGCAGCUAACUGCUUGCUGCUUGGAGAGAAGGUCCUUAAACGGGGAUCAAGGUGAAGCUUUCCGUCUGCGCAGAGAACUGAACGUGGGUAAGACGUCCAAAUGCUAGGUCAUAUGUUGACCACUGCCUCCAUCUUCCCCAUGUUAAUAUAGCCAGUUGCAAGUGAUGAGAAUGGUUUUAGGGUAUGGUAUACUGUAUAGAGGCACCCUUGAUACUUAGGUGAUCCGCAGUAGUAAUGCCUUCAGUCCAUGGGGAGAAAUGGGAUGUUCUCUACAUACCUAUAAGCUUGUAACCUCACCAACUUUAUAGCUUGAACCAAAAAGUUUAAUUCAA
Corylus avellana is the source of this 762-nucleotide messenger RNA. NCBI's taxonomy places the organism in Eukaryota, Viridiplantae, Streptophyta, Magnoliopsida, Fagales, Betulaceae. The record is from RefSeq and is a predicted model, not a curated record.